ACAUCGACUAAGAAGAGUCGCAGUGAACGCGGUCUCAAAACCCAAACAAACAGUAUCUUUAAGCCAAAUGCAACGAAUGGACGAUCUCUACCACAAUUAAAAAAAAGACACAAUAUAUCUGCAUUCACAUAUCGGAUUAUAAUUGAACUGAGAAGGACAGUAUUCGCUCAACCGAUCGUAGAGAGAUUUCAGCAGCAGAAACCUGUGUGAAAACACGUUGGAGAGAGUACUACAUGGGAGGAAAGAUUGUUCGGUUGAUCUUUUAGCUGUGUAAUGUCAAUUUUUACACAAAAAAUCAACCUCAAACCAGCUGAUACUGAAAAGGAAGCAUGUUUGCCGUGUGCUUUAUUUAAGUUGGGGAUUUGACUAGAAAGAGGACAGCUUUUGGAAAUAUCAGAUGUUCCAAAUCUGAAGAAGACUUCAGUUCCAGUGUUUAACAAAAUAGUUACAACUGAGUUAUAAUGCUGAGGACACUACUCAUGACCACCUCUUCAACAUUUCAACAUUAAAGGAGUGAUCCAACUUGAGAAUGUUCAACUGCUGCACUGGAAUGGUGAUCUAACCUUGGUCUAUUCUGAAUAUGUAAUAUAUUCUUCAAAUACCUUGGGAAUAUAUAUGAUUACUGCUUAGACUUUAAUGCUUAGACUAUUGCUUAGACUUUAGCAUGUGUUGAUUAGUAAGUCCAGUCCCCACACACAUACACACACAAACACACACGUCUUUAUCAGAAUUUAGUUGCUGUCAAAUAAAAACAAAAUGCUAGUGAUUUCAUUACAGUAAGUACUUUAAGGUGGUGUGAUGUGACUAUUAACCUGGCCCCCUCUUUUCACCCUGCUGUUGCACCCCAGCUGUUUUAAUGAGGUGAACGUUAGUAUUCGCCGGUUUCUCAGCAGCAGUCCUGUGGUUACCGUCCCGUUUUUUUGUGCAUGUGUGGGGGCAGGGAUUAAAAUGAGUUGGUAAGGGAGGAUUUGGAGUGUCAAAGCUGGCACCCGGUGCUGCUUCCAGAGCUUCAAGAGAAGAGCCAGACACCUCUUCCACAGAGCAGCGGACUCUAUCUGACGCGGAUAGGGUUUACCCAAGGGCAUUUCGGACUGUAACACCAGCAUCUGCCAGAACUCUUUACGCUGUUAAUAAGAGGACUGCUGACCUGGAAAGACACCUCCACUUCGGCGCACAUAAACACAGGUUUUAAAUCUCCCAAGUCGACCUUGGACAUCACUCGGGCGUCACUCAUCGACAGUAUCGUCAGGAUCACAGCCAUCAAUCUCCCGCAUCGUUUUCGCGGCCCCUGCCCCCCCCACCAGCAGCGCCCGGCGCACCUCCCACGAAAACCGCUUCAUCCUGGAACGCUUGAGGUGGCCUCUCGCAAGGGGGUUGUGUUGUCCUGGGGCAGCAGCGCGUUCGUGUCGCAGACCCCGGCAGGAUCGCUUCGGCUUGCGGACACAGGCGUCGGGCCCCGAUACAGGGAGAAGGAGCCGCUGGACUUCAGAGUUCACAACUCUGGAUCCUGGCCAUGAGGUUUGAUGCCUCAACCCACUGACUGGAGACACUGGACCUAAAUGGCGCAGCAUGACUUUGUUCCUGCCUGGCUUAACUUCUCAACGCCUCAACCCACCAAGUCCCCUGCAGCAAGCUUUGAGAAACAUGGAGAGCACUUCCCCCGCGGAGACGGGAGGCCGAGCGUGAGCCGGCGACGCCACAACUCCUCCGACGGCUUUUUCAACAACGACUCCCUCAGAGCAUCAGCAAGCGACGGGUGGGCACAGCCGUUGCUCCUGCGGCAUGACUCUGUCGACUCGGGCGUGUCGAAGGGCAGCCAUGGCGGACUGGUCAGCGGACCGGGGUGGAAGGAGGCGUCCACCUGGCAUGGGGCGCCAUGGGGGCAGGAGGGCGGGGGGCCCCACCACCACCACCACCACGGGCGCCACCAGAAACGCGGGGGAGGGGACAGGGACAGGGACAGGCAGGGUGGGCAUCGGCAGCGCAACGGCACCUUCCACCCCCGCAAGGGACCCCCCUUCCAGGACAGGGUCUCUGACGAGGAGCGCAAGGAGGACAAGCUGAACUUUGUGGAAGAAGAUUUUCCCUCCCUUAACCCAGAAGCCAAUGGAAAGCCAGUGAGCCAGGCACGCGCCGUGGGGGCUCCUGCGGGAGUGUGGGAGAACCCACCCACCGCCAAGCAGGCGGUGUCCAAGAUGCUGGUCAUUAAGAAGGUGUCGAAAGAAGACCCCUGUGCAGCUUUCUCUGCAGGGUUUGCCAGCACAGGUCCUCUCCCUGCCAACGGCGCCAAAGUCCCAAUCACUGGUCCCAGCGUUUACAAAAAUCUGGUUCCCAAGCCAGCCGCAGCCCCCAGUAAGUCUGGUCCGUGGAAACCCAACGGAAGGGAAGCAAAGUCUGGAUUGCAUUUCUCAGGCAGGGACUCUGCCUUCACCAGCCCCAUCUCUGUGACCAAACCCUUGACCCCUGUCAGCACCGCGCCCCAUGCAGCCCCCAAGGAGCCUCCAUCCAGCACCACCCCACCCAUUGACAUCACCCCUCCUCGCCUCAAACUAAUGCGCCGCAGCACUGACCGCAAGAGUGAGUUUCUGCGGGCCCUGAAGGACGAGAGGAACGGCGAGGUGACCACAUGUCACAGUCCUGGAACCCCGGGAGAGGGCGACAGCAGCACCCCGGAGCCCAAGGAGUACAGCGAGGGCCUCUGCCAUGAGAACGGCAUCUCUCACAGCCUCAGCGACUCGGACACCGAACACCUGUCCAGCUCCUUGGAGGCGGAACACAGGUUACUCAAGGCCAUGGGCUGGCAGGAAUAUCCAGAGAACGAUGACAACUUCCUGCCCUUGACAGAAGACGAACUGAAAGAAUUUCAAGCGAAAACUGAGCAGCUGAAGAAGCAGCAUGGCUUCGGGAGGAACGGGGUGUUGCUCAAGCCUCGUGGCGCGACUCUGCAGUUCACCCAGUGGAGAGGCGCUGUGGAAACAGGCCUGGAUGAAGGCUCCGAGUCAGAGACCAGCAGCAGUAGCCAGACCUCCGAUGACGACGACACCUAAUGUGGCUUUAACAGAUCUUUCUCUCUCUCUUCUGUUUUUGUUUUAGUACACAUUUUUUCCAUGCACAAGGGAAACCAAUCAUAUCUGAGAGAAAGUGGAAAUUCUGGCUUGUGUAGCGUUUCUUAUUUUUGUUUUCGUUCCAUCUUUCCUUUCACUCCUUGGUCGUCACAUUUUCCUGUUUAAUGGAACUAAGUGUUCAUCAAAAGAAAGAAGGGCAAUGAACAUUCAAAUUUGCUUCAGAAAAAGACUAACCCAUAACAACAGUAAUCAUAUUAAUGUAAGUGGAAAUCACUUGAGUACCUUACCAACUAAAAUAUGUUAAAUAUGGCUUUGAUGUCUGUUUUGAAAAACAAUUAUUAGCGGUAGUAUUGAGAUUAAACAAUCAUUAGAAAGUAUUAAUAUUAAUGUUGCCCCAAGCCCCUUGUGGAAAGCUUUACAAAAUGUCACUUCAAUAGCAAGGCUUCUACAUACAAAAAGGUAAAUGACACCCCUAGAAUGGGCUGUGUAGUAUAGCAUGGCAGCUAAUGAAUGAAACUGUCAGUGUCAAGAGACCUGUAAGGAAGGCGAACGCCUGAGCUCCAGUUUGAAUUAGCCGUUCUCGCUGUUUGGCAGGUGAUCCUCAGCGUGUCCCAGUCAGAUUACUUCUCAGGAUUAAGGUUUUCCUUAGUUUGGUCGGUUUGAUCACCCAGUUAAAACACAGUUUGCUCUCUUCCUUUACAAUUUUUUGAGUUUUCACUGUUCUACUUUCCCCAGAGUACCUAAGUGUAUUUUAAAGUACUUAUCUGGCAUGAGCUAAAUCUCAUUUGUAGAUGCAGGGUAGAUUUUUAAAAAAAAAGGAUUCUUAUGUUCCUGGAAGUAUGCUGAAGGCAAGUGAUAUAAACAACAGACUUUGUGGACACCUUGCUGCCAACACUGCUUUUGGCUGAAGCACAUUAAAUCACAAGAGGAGCAGCAGCUAGGACAUAUGGUUCAAUUUUU
Molecule: messenger RNA, 4025 nt
Organism: Megalops cyprinoides (Indo-Pacific tarpon)
Lineage: Eukaryota; Metazoa; Chordata; Actinopteri; Elopiformes; Megalopidae
Gene: gpbp1l1
Product: GC-rich promoter binding protein 1-like 1
Exons: 12
Coding region: 1560-3047 (495 amino acids)
Biological process (GO): positive regulation of DNA-templated transcription; DNA-templated transcription
Cellular component (GO): nucleus
Molecular function (GO): DNA binding; RNA binding
Source: RefSeq, a predicted model, not a curated record